UGUCGCGUCGGCCCGUCCUCGAGUGUCGUCACCGAUGCGGCGACCAGAUGCGGAAGCUUAACAUUCAGAGAAAGGCCGCCGAGGUCGCCAAGGUCAACAGUAUAUGAAGACCUUGCCGGCCUAUCCGUUCCCAGGAUGUCUAACUCUUUCCUGCCAUAAGGGUAGCAGAGGUCUCACCAGAGUCACCACCGUCGAGAAGCCAUGGCCGGGCCUACACGCUGUCGACCUAGCCAAAGUCCCUUCAGCUAUAGGCCUUCGCUGGACGCCGGCAUCGCGUUCAGCGUCCUUUUUGGCUUAACCUUGCUAGUUUCCAUCUACUUCACGGCUCGGCGCAGACUCUGGUUCCUUUCAUUCACGCUCGGCGCUGCCCUUGAGUUUGCCGGCUGGAUCUCGCGAGCACUGGCGUAUGGGAAGCCAUGCUCCAAGGACAUCUUCAUUGCACAGACAGUCUGUCUCAUCCUCGCACCAGCCUUGUACAGCGCAGCCUUGUACAUCUUGCUCGGUGUGCUAGUCCAACGCGCUCCUACUGCCUCUUCAAUCAGUCCGAGGACGUAUCUCAUCAUCUUUUGCACCGCAGACUUUAUUUCGCUUCUCCUGCAGGCUAUCGGCGGUGGCAUGGCCAGCGGCGCGGAGACCAAGCCUCUCUUGGAUACUGGCACCAACAUCAUCAUCGGCGGCAUUUUUGCCCAGCUUGCUGCGAUGGUGGGGUUCACGGUCCUUGCCGUCAUCUUUCUUUGGCACGCCAAGAAGCUCAAUGUGGUUUUUGACAAGACCGUCUUGCUCCUUGCUCUAUUCGCAACCGUGCUCAUCUUUGUUCGCAACGUCUUUCGCGCGAUUGAGCUGCUUGGCGGAUGGAAUGGUUAUUUGGCUACGACGGAGCGCUUCUUGAUUGGCCUCGAUGCUGCCCCGAUGCUCCUUUGCCAGACUUGCUUCUGCCUACUUGGUCUGUUUGACACUUUUGCGCGUGACUCUUCGCUGCUGCAUCGUCAGCGCCGGAAGGAGGUGCAAGAAAAGGAUGCAUUACGCAGCAGCGAGCACAGCAGCCAGACAUCCCUCCGGGCGGGUGCUUGAUCCAAGCUUGGUUGAUUCA
This is a messenger RNA of Protomyces lactucae-debilis, 1090 nucleotides long. Its product is annotated as RTA1 like protein-domain-containing protein. The coding region runs from base 202 to 1071 and encodes 289 amino acids. Gene Ontology annotation, cellular component: plasma membrane; fungal-type vacuole. The record is from RefSeq and is a predicted model, not a curated record. NCBI's taxonomy places the organism in Eukaryota, Fungi, Ascomycota, Taphrinomycetes, Taphrinales, Protomycetaceae. The transcript has a single exon.